AUGGCUGCGCUCUCUGCCUUGCUGAAGACCUGGGUAAUUCUGCAGACCUUGUGCCUGGCUCUGGCCCAAGUGAGGGGUCCACCUGGACCUCAGGGCCAGUCCGGCCAACCAGGCCCCUCUGGCACCCCUGGCUCAGAUGGCAUUGAUGGAGAAAAAGGACCGCCUGGGGGCCCUGGUUCACCAGGACUUAAGGGGGAGCCUGGAGAGUCAGGUCCAAACGGAGCAGCAGGAGAGAAUGGCAUUGAUGGUUUGAUUGGAGCAAAGGGUGAUCGAGGUCCUAUUGGGAGCGCUGGCCCCAAGGGUCAUCCUGGACCAAGUGGGGAACCCGGACCUCCCGGACCCGGCCUUCCAGGACUCGCUGGCGCUCCAGGGCCAAUUGGUCUUCCAGGUGAAAUUGGAUUAUCUGGAUCAAAGGGCUUCAUGGGAACACCUGGAGCCGGAGGACUUCCUGGACCUCCUGGCAAGCCAGGUCCUCCAGGGAAGUUCAUUGGUGGAGAAGAGGGAAGUGCAGACUUCCAGUGUCCUCUCAACUGUCCAGCUGGACCUAAAGGCCCCCAGGGAUUGCAGGGAGUCAAGGGACACAAAGGACGUGCUGGUGUUCUCGGAGAGCCUGGUAGCAUAGGAAAAUCGGGUCCCAGGGGAGAAUUCGGCAUCUCUGGGGAACAGGGCAUCCCAGGACCUCCGGGUCCGAUGGGUCUGAGAGGUUAUCCAGGAAUGAUGGGUCCUAAAGCGGAAGCAGGGCCUCGUGGUUACAAGGGCAUCAACGGACCUGUAGGAAUUGCUGGGCCUCCUGGUGAAGAGGGACCCAAGGGACCACCCGGAGAGGCAGGAGACAAGGGAGACAAAGGCAACCGAGGUAUCCAGGGCCCACAGGGUGCGGUUGGCAAGAAGGGAGAGAAUGGUCUGCCGGGUAUUGAUGGAAAGGAUGGCACACCUGGUAUUCCUGGAAUCAAGGGCGGCCCCGGCCAGGCUGGGAUGCCUGGUCCUCCAGGUCCUCAGGGAUCAGCGGGAUUGCCUGGCGGCCCAGGGUCUAAAGGUGGACCUGGAUUUAAGGGCGAGCCUGGACCUCGGGGUCACGUCGGCAUGCAAGGUGCCUCCGGACCUCUGGGUGAGCCUGGUCUUCCUGGUGAGGCUGGUAUGGAAGGCGUCCCUGGAUUCAAGGGGGACAGGGGCCAGCGGGGAGCAGUCGGGCUACAGGGAAUAGUCGGCAAGGCUGGAGGCAAUGGAGAGAGAGGACCAAUGGGCGUUCCAGGUGCCCAGGGUCUUAGUGGAACCAAGGGAGACAAGGGUUUCCAAGGAAAAGUUGGGUCAAAGGGAGACGAUGGAGACCCAGGUGUUGAGGGAUUGGCUGGCGAACCAGGAGAAAAGGGUUUGUCUGGAGAACCCGGGCCCAAAGGACAGCAAGGAAUCAGCGGUGACUCUGGACACAAUGGGCCCACUGGAGACUCUGGUAAACCUGGAGACCAGGGACCAUCAGGGCUGCCCGGUCCCAGGGGACUCAAUGGAGAGCGAGGAGUACCCGGCAUGCCAGGUAUUCAGGGGUCACCGGGGCGCGAUCCAUCUGACCAGCAUAUUAUCGAGGUGGUGUUGAAGAUGUUGCAAGAGAGGCUAGCUAGAGUGGCGGUGAGCGCCAAGAGGGCGGUGCUUGGUGGAGCAGGUGUAAUGGGACCUCCCGGGCCCCCUGGACCUCCGGGCUCACCUGGCCCUCAGGGGCCACAUGGCUUACCUGGUUCCCGUGGCAUUCCUGGCAUGUUUGGAGGACACGGACAGAUUGGAAACACAGGACUUAAAGGAAAGAGAGGGGCAAAGGGAGACAGAGGAGAUCCUGGUAAACCCCAUCCAGGAGCACCAGGACCCCCAGGAAUACAAGGUCCCUCUGGCGUCGAUGGCGUGGCUCGUGACGGUAAGCACGGUGAGAGAGGACCCCAGGGAUCAGCCGGAGAGGCUGGUUAUCCCGGUAAAGCGGGUUCGGCAGGUCUUCCAGGCCUUUGCGAGGCGGCGAUGUGUCUGGCCGCGUCAGCGUACACCUCCCCGAGACUACAGGAAGCGGGCACGAUCAAAGGACCCAAUAUCUAGAGACCUGCCUCUCCAUCAGCAGCUCACGACACCUGAAGGAGAAGAGAGGGGGAGAGAGGGAGAGACGCCGCUCUUCUCUGUAGGACAACAUCGAGAACGAAGGGUAGGGGACAAUAAUAGUGACUGGAUAUAUAGCCCCCCCCCCCUCCUGAAACUGACAACCUGAAGUUUUGAAUGGUGGGACAUACUCUGAUCUUAAUCCCCCACAUCGCCAUGACAACAGCAGCUCACAGCCACCCACAUCCUUCUGCAUUCUGUAGUGUUUGUUUUGUUUUUGUUGGAGGGUGUCAGGCCCAUCCAAACAUCCCAGCCCUGUUCCAGCAGAGCAAGAGAAACAGAUUGAUAUCGUAUCUAUGAGCUGAGGGGAUAAGAAAACCCAGCGUGGUGAAAGGUGCUUUUCUUUUUGUUCCACAGUGGUCACUUUAAAUGAUCUUUUGAGACGUGUUUUGAAGUUUAGACGCUCUGCCUCUCCUGCGACAUCCCACCUAAUGCCUUCAAAGUGUACACAAAGGACCAAUAAAUGAUUGAAAUCGACCCUCCGUACUGUACUGUAUUAUGAAAUGCAUCUUCAUCUGUAAGCUUUAGAAAAAUCCUUAAAUUACCUCAUGUACAUUGCCCCCCCCCCCCCCCCCAUCAUCACUCCUCUCCUUUCCCAAUCCACGCUUUCUUUUCCAAGUCUCAUUUUAGAAACGAACGACUAGCUUGAUCUCGUGCUCUUGUUGCCUGGCAACAGCAUAUCCCGAUGGGCACUCCCAUUCUCCCACAAUGCAGUGCUGUAAAUCUUUGUAAAUGUGUGUUGAUUAUUAUGUAGAGAAAAAAAA
Messenger RNA from Cottoperca gobio, 2897 nucleotides. It is a transcript of the gene col9a2, whose product is annotated as procollagen, type IX, alpha 2. The coding region runs from base 1 to 2076 and encodes 691 amino acids. Gene Ontology annotation, biological process: extracellular matrix organization. The record is from RefSeq and is a predicted model, not a curated record. The transcript has 32 exons. Gene Ontology annotation, molecular function: extracellular matrix structural constituent conferring tensile strength. Lineage: Eukaryota; Metazoa; Chordata; Actinopteri; Perciformes; Bovichtidae.